Molecule: messenger RNA, 1446 nt
Organism: Drosophila yakuba
Lineage: Eukaryota; Metazoa; Arthropoda; Insecta; Diptera; Drosophilidae
Gene: Mpi
Product: mannose-6-phosphate isomerase
Exons: 3
Coding region: 191-1381 (396 amino acids)
Biological process (GO): GDP-mannose biosynthetic process; carbohydrate metabolic process
Cellular component (GO): cytosol
Molecular function (GO): zinc ion binding; mannose-6-phosphate isomerase activity
Source: RefSeq, a predicted model, not a curated record
GUAGAACAUGCCAUUGGUAAUAUCGUAAUUUUCCCAUCUCUAGCGUGAACGCCAUAUGUGUAAAUAAGCAGUGGUGGAAACAAACCAAAAUCUAAAUUAUAAAAUUUCGCAGGAAGCUGUUUGUUAUCUUUAUAAAAGGUUGACCUCAGGCGCAGUACGUCGAUUCUUGGAAGGAGAACAGUGCGCUAAAAUGGAGCUGACUGGAUGGGUGAAGAACUACGGCUGGGGCCGCAAGGGAAUUAGCUCGGCGGUGGCCCAGCUGGCCAUGGCCAAUGAUCCGGACUUUCGGCUAAACGAGGAGGAGACCUACGCGGAAAUGUGGAUGGGCACGCAUGUGUGCGGCGUUUCCGUGGUCAAGGAAACCGGCGAGACUCUGGACCGGGUGCUGAAGAAAGACCUUUCAUAUCUGUUCAAGGUACUCAGCAUCAACAAGGCGCUAAGCAUCCAGGUCCAUCCGAACAAGUGCGAAGCGGAGCGACUGCACAAGGAGCGGCCGGAUAUCUACAAGGAUCCCAAUCACAAGCCGGAACUGGCCAUUGCCCUCACGCCGUUUCUGGCCCUCGUGGGUUUUAUGUCAGCUGAAGACAUCAGGGACUACAUCGAUGAGUUCCAGCCGCUGAGCAAACUCAUUGGCAAGGAGGCUGUGGAUCAGCUCCACGACUCGACCGAUGCGGAAAGCGUUAAGUGGUGCUACGAGAAACUGAUGAAGACCGAGGAGUCGGUGAUAGCCAAGUGCAUCAGUGAAAUUGCGAAGGAUUACCAAAAAGAACUGAAAUCCAACGAUCUACUGGAGGUGUUCACCAAGGUCAACAAAGACUUCCCCGGCGAUGUAGGCGUACUGUCCCUGUUCUUCCUCAACCUCAUCCGCCUGCAGCCUGGUCAGGCUAUCUACUUGGGCGCGAACGAGAUUCACGCCUACCUGGACGGCGACUGCGUGGAGUGCAUGGCCUGCUCGGACAAUGUGAUACGGGCGGGCCUUACACCCAAGUACAAGGAUGUGGACCAGCUGCUGGAAUCGGUGAUCUUCGAAAGUUCGUACAAAGAUCGCAAGGAAUUCAUUCCGUACCGCAUAGAUGGGCAGGUCCAGGUCUAUAUUCCACCAGUAACUGAUUUCGCCGUGAUAAAUGUAAACAUUGAACACUCGCUGGAGUCGUACAAGCUUGAGAUCCAAGCCUUUGGGUCCAUAAUGAUUGUCCUGAAGGGAUCCCGCAUUUUGAAACUGAAAACCCAGCAAGGAGAUAAGGAGAUUUUGGUAACCCGCGGCAGCAUUGUGUACAUUCCCGUCGAGGCAGCACCGGAAAUCGAGUUCGCCAAGUCCGACGAUUGCGAUGAGGACUUCAGCGGCUACAUAGCAACCAGCAACUACUUUCGAGUGCCGUAAAAUUCUCAGUUAAUCUAAAUUUUUUGUACAGUGCAAUAAAACCAUUAACACGUUUUGGUGGUGAA